CGUCACUUCCGUUACGUUUGUAGCAGACGGUAUUUUGCUCUCUAUAUAUACUUACAGCUGAGAUUCGGAGGAUACUCCACUGCGUUCAGCUCAUUUAGUUUAGUCUAUUCAAAACCAUUCCUUACAAUAUGACAGACAAUCAGUACGCCCAGGGCCCAAGAAUUGUUAAAUUAGGACGGAGUAUUUCAAGAGAGGAAGGCAAUGCUGUUGUUAGUUUGAGAAGAUCUACCACUGGACAACCAUGGGGUUUUCGUAUGCUUGGAGGUCGAGACCAGGGGACUUGUCUCUACGUUCAUAAGGUUAACAGUAAGAGUAUAGCUGAGAAGAGUGGUUUGAAGCCUGCGGAUGGAAUCCUGUCCAUAGCUGGAGUACCGACAGAUGGCAUGACACAUGACCAAGCCAAGAUGGAGAUAUUGAGGGCAGGAAACGAACUUGAUUUCUAUGUCAGAAGAAACGCCGUGUCUGUCGCGACAGAAACCAUCAGGCGUCAACAAAGCACGGAAGAGCCCAGAGCGGAGAUUAUCGAGGAACCGUCAGCGUUCGAUACUGGAUACCAAAACCCAAACGUUCAGUCAAGGUCAUUCAAAAUCAUCCAGGAAGCCCUUAAGUAUACAGAGGCUGAAAAUAUCGUCACGGUUAACCCAUUCCGGAACAUGCCAGAAGAAGAAUUAUUGCCCAUGCAAGCUUUUCUCUAGUUCCGGAAUACCCUGUUAUAUCGACACUGAAAAGUAUUGAGCAGUUAACAACGACGGGAAGCAACCAGACUUCUUUUACUGUCCAAUGUCUUCAGUCAAAAACUGAUGCACUCCAUUUCAUUUGUGAACUGACAAGAUGAACUCGUUACCUGUCGGUAGUCAAUAUCAGACUGACCACUGCCAUUACGUUGGAUAGUGUUCAUCAAGGUUCGGAUCAUCAUAACGAGCUCGAGCAUGAGCAACAAAUCACCCUUUUUUCGAAUAUUGUGGAAUUUACAACAAGAUGCCUCUUCGUCCAGCCUCAAAUUUGAUGCAGAUAAUAGAUAAAUUGAUAUAUUUAGCCAUUACAAAUUCUAUAUCCGUAAUCAUGUUCAGUGGUAGAAUUCUUUACGCAUGAUGCGAUGGGUUUUAUGAAAAAUGUCAGAAACUGAUCCAAAUUGUUUGUGUGCCAAUUACCUUACAUUGUUUCCUGGAGUAGGACUGCUUUCAGGACUUGUAUAUUCAGUAAAGCUAUAUUGGUAAGAAUUCUGACGUGAUGUAUAGAGUAUAUUGUUAUACCAGCCACAGUUAUAAAUUGUGUUAUAUUAUCCUAUUUAUGCAUAUUAGCUAUUUAUCAACAUGUUGAGCAAUUUCCUAGGAUACGGAUGUACAUUUGCAAUAUUGUAAACAUUUACUUGUUAUUAUGGCCUGGAGAUGAUUAUGUUCUAUGCAUUACGUGAAAACUACAGUGCACCCAUGCAUAUAUCAAUGACGUCUCUUGUUGACGGCUUCGGGAGUGUUUUGACCUUGUGUGGAUAAUUGUAUUUACGAAAUAAAAUGACAAAAUAA
Molecule: messenger RNA, 1523 nt
Organism: Haliotis rubra (blacklip abalone)
Lineage: Eukaryota; Metazoa; Mollusca; Gastropoda; Lepetellida; Haliotidae
Product: PDZ and LIM domain protein 4-like
Exons: 5
Coding region: 129-695 (188 amino acids)
Biological process (GO): muscle structure development; actin cytoskeleton organization
Cellular component (GO): Z disc; filamentous actin; adherens junction
Molecular function (GO): actin binding; muscle alpha-actinin binding
Source: RefSeq, a predicted model, not a curated record